Molecule: messenger RNA, 4673 nt
Organism: Anopheles darlingi
Lineage: Eukaryota; Metazoa; Arthropoda; Insecta; Diptera; Culicidae
Gene: elg1
Product: ATPase family AAA domain-containing protein 5
Exons: 4
Coding region: 306-4421 (1371 amino acids)
Cellular component (GO): nucleus
Molecular function (GO): DNA clamp unloader activity; ATP hydrolysis activity; DNA binding
Source: RefSeq, a predicted model, not a curated record
AAGCAAAAAAGGUUGGAAAAAGAGAAGAAACUGGCGCAAAACUGCAUUCCGGAGCACAAAAAGAUUUUCUCGUUAUGGCCCUGCGCGAAGUGCCGUUAUCGUAAUGUGGUUCUGUGCGUGUUGAGGAACUAUCCGUGUGUUUAAUUCCCGAGUUAUUCUCUACGAAAACGGUGGCACGCAUCCCUCAGCGGACUCUGACGUCGCUCGUUUUACGGCUUAACCCUUGAGGGGGUGGCAGAAUCGCCGAGGAAUGGACUGAGACGAGCGCGUGCAAACCUCCGCUUCCGGACUAGCAGAACACAAUAAUGGCCCCGGAGACUCAGAGCACCGUUGCGGCCGACCCAUUUCUGAACGAUCCUCAUCACGAGGCGCAACCCAUUUUGCCCCAAACGGCGUCAACAGUAUCAUCUUCUUCGUCCUCUUCGUCGACGGUUUCGUGUGUUUCGUCUUCGUCGGCGGUCUUAUCGGAGUUAUCGAAACAGGAGAUCGAUCGGCUGAUUGCCGAGAAUAUGGCUUCCGUGCUGAAGUCGCUGAAGAAACGGAAGCACGCCAAGAAACACGCACGUCUUCGUCAGGCCGUAGCGGCAGCGGCUGUCGUGGUCGAGACUCCCGAUACCGUCGAAGAAGAAGGUCAGGCUGAUAAAACCGAAACGACCGAAAACAUGCCGAAGAGUUCGAAAACCAAUGAUGGAAGGAAGGAGAUGAAUGAUUCAACCGCUCCGAAGCGUCGCACUUCGCCGAGAAAAAGCAAACAGGACAGCAUCGAGAACGCGGAAACGGAUGUGAAGCAGAAAAAGCAAACAAAGAAGGGUCUGAAGGAAGUGCAGACGGUUAAGGCUCUUCCUGCCGGAGAUGAGUUGAUCGCGAAUGGCACCGUCGUCGCAAGCCCUACGAAGCAGCAGGAGAAGGGUGGCGUCGUUGGAAAGGAAAACAAAACGAUCAAUGCGUUCCAGUUGAUGAUGAAGGCCCGGUCGAAAUGCAUCGGAUCAAAUUCACCCGGCAAAGAGCGUUCGGCGGAGGAAGCAACCGAAGAACCGAUCCUAACGCCCCAGCAGGAACUGAAAGCAAAACGCAAACUGCAGCUCGAGAAAUGGGCCGAACGGAAGGGAGCGGGCAAGCGCAAGAUGCAGGAGGAUGCCCAAGAGGAGUAUAUCGAUCAUCAAUUGCGAAAGCGCGCGAAACGUCUAAAGAAGCUCAUCAACAAUAUGCACUCACCGGAAGAAAAGCAGGAGACGAGUGGCCGGAUACCGCGAACGUCCUCCUCGAGCAGCAACACGAAGAAGCUGGUAGACGACAAACAUGAGGAGGAAGUGGUUGAAGAAAGCAUCCAAGCACCCAAUUUCGAGCCAUUGGUUACUGCGACACCGCCAAUGACACCGUCAGCCACGGAUGAAGCCGACGAAAAACCGCUCGUCCUGGACGUAGACGACAACUCCGGGGAUGAGUUCUUGCGACAGCUGUCCUCUCCACGUAAGAAAAAGGACAGUUUGCUGGGAUAUUUCAACAAGGUAGCGCCGGAAGUGGAAAAGAAAGGACCCAAGAAGCACUCUCCUGCCACUAGUAGGUCUUCGGCAACGGUGACUCGUAGAUCGAAGACGGCCGUUACCGCUUCCCCUUCGAUAACAGCAGGCGACGAAAAACAGUCUCCAGCCUCAACACCGACAUCGGCAUCGAUAGCGGAUGAUGGUUCCGUUUCGCGUCCACGCCGUUCCUGUGCCAAUCGUAUCAAAGACUAUUCCACCUUCGAACGUGACAGUCCACCGCAGCAGCAGCAGCAGCAGCAGAAUGGACCAGUGAGAAAAACAUCCGCACCGACUGUAACUCCACUGAAGAUCAUCAACGUUCAAUCUCCGAGCGCAAUGAAAGUAAUCCGCAGCCCGUCCCUUCGUAUGUUUACGUCAGUCGACGGAACCACGCAAAUGGCCCCGAUCGUAAUCGACGACGACAGUAACCACCUUCCUACGACACCGAAAAGCGUUAAACUGGCUCCGGUGUUUGUGAAAGCAGUACCAACCACUGCGAAACAACCACCACCGAUCGAUCCCGAACGGGCCCGUGCUCGUCAACUGUUCCUGAUGUCCGGCUUGCCCGACAAGUUGCGCCAAGAGAUCGAUCGUAAGGCAGCAUACGAAGAGUUCAUCCUCAACGAAUCACCCGUCUUUCCACUCGUUAGCCAUGUCGUGCAGCUCGAUCAGGCAGAGCAACAGUUUCUUCGCGAUCGUCCGGUGGUAGACUUUGCACGGAGUUGCAUCAAACUGCGACCACCGGAGGUGCAGAACUCUCCGGCAGCCCGGAAGGCAGAAGUGAAGCGAAUGGCCGCCAUGACGGUGGCAAGUCGAAAGAUACGACUCGGGACGUUUACCACGUGCGGCGAGUACGAUUACGAGGAUGCGCUGGUGCGUUGUAUAGGCGAGGAGGAUCGAGAAGCGUACGAUUCGAGCGAACUGCCGGAGGUCGAGAACGUAAAGUCUAUUGUACGGGAUUACAAGCAACGCUACCAGCACUUCCCGGUGUUCAAGUGCUACAAGCAGUUCCGGGCGAUCUACGAGGAGCAUCGUGUGAAGCAGCCGGAUCCACCAGCAACCAGUGGUGCGCUGGAUGAAAGUAUCGAAAUCAUCGAAACAGAAUCGAGCGCAAGCAGCUUCCGGAAUGGUGAGCUGCUGUUUACGGAAAAGUAUAAACCACAAAACACGGAACAGAUCCUGGUUAACUACGUCCCGGCGACGUUGCUGAAGCGCUUCCUGGCACCUUGGCAAGAGGAAUUAAACGGUGGUCCUGCUGGUAAUCGCAGGACAGUGCCCGCUGUUAAUGGAGACUAUUAUACCGUCAACAGCAGCGGAGAUGAUGAGUGUUCUAAUGGAAGCACCAGUUCCUCGAUCGGUAUGGCGGCUGGUGGUGGUGGUGGUGGUACGGCGGUUUGCAAUCACGUCGUACUGGUUGGUCCACCGGGAUGCGGCAAGACCUGCAACGUGUACGCGGUGGCCAAUGAGAUGAACUUUCAGGUGCUGGAGAUUAAUGCCAGCAGUCGGCGAAAGGGACGAUUGAUACUGCAGGAGCUUCUCGAGGCCACCCAAAGCCACCAGGUGCGGAAGAACGCACCGGAAGGAUCGAAAGGACGUACGAUGAAUGGUAACAUCCUGAGUAGCUGUCUUCAGCGAAGACCAUCGGUCAAUGAUGGUGUCGCUGGAAAGAAAAAGCUGUCACUCAUUCUCAUCGAAGACGCGGACAUUGUGUUCGAUCAGGACGAAGGGUUCGUGAGUGCGAUCAAUCAGCUGGUGGCAACCUCAAAGCGACCGAUUGUGCUGACGACAACGAACGCCGGGUGUCCCCAUCUCGCUCGCUAUAUGGCACGUAACAAUGUGAUCUACUACGUAGCACCGGGGAUCGAGAAUGUUUCCAAGUUCCUGUCGCUUCUUGCACUAGUCGAGCGGGUUCAGAUCGAUCAGCAGGACAUUGGGCGGCUGUAUGCACGCAAUGGCAAAGAUAUGCGCAAAACGCUCAAUGAACUACAGUUUUACAUACACAGCGCUAGCGCCGGUGGUCAAUCGGAGCGUGUCAAUGGUGGUGGUGUUGGUGUUGACGCAGGUGCACUGUAUCGACUGUUUACGACGAAUCAAAACGAGCAGAUGGUGCUGGAGCUACCGCUAGCGUUCGAUACGCUCUGGUGUAACAUGGAGUUGGCGCUCAGGGAAGCGAAAAAUUUCCCGCCAUUGCAAUCGCUUCCAUCACCGGUGACGCCCAGUGGACGGAAGAAGAAACGGAAAGGAAAGCGUCCGAGCAGUGCUCCAGUGUCGAUGGACGAAGAGACCACACAGCAGUUAACGGAGUUUCGAACACUCGAAGCACUGGGUAUGCUGUAUGAAAACAUUAGUCGCGCUGAGGUAGACCGAUCGAUCAUGGAACGCAAUCGUGUGCGGUAUGGACGGGAUCCUCAGGAUGAUCAGUGCCAGCAGCUGCUGGCAGAGGAAAUCGGUCACGCGCUUCUGGAGGGAUCGUGGAUCGAGUGGUUCCAGCGAAGUAAACCGCCGGUGGCCAGCGGGGAGGACGAUGAGAUACCAGCACCGGCUCGUGCGUAUGAUGGGUUACGGAGGAUGGAACAGGAACCCAGGCAAACGAUCGCGGCAAACAUCGGUGUCAGCGGCAUUCGAUCUCGGAUAACGAGCUGUGAUUACGAGCCAUUUCUGCGACAGAUUUGCCGUCACGAGCGUGAUCGAUCGCAGCAGGAACGGCGCGGUAGUCGGUUCUAUCACUAUCUACGCAAUCAUGCUCUUAUCAGUGGCAUGAAUGGAACAAUCAACGGCACCGGGAACGCAGUAGGAGGAGCAGUAGCAACGGGCUUUAGUAUGGACCAUUUCGAUGCGCUUAGUCAGCGGUUCGAGCAGGAGACCGUCACCGGUAAUCAUGGUACGAGCCAGCAGUGAACUAGCGGGGAUCCAUAUUGGCGCUCUUCAGCUGUUAACAGUUUUUGAGUCUCUAACGUUUCUAUCUGUCGAACCCCUCCUACUCUACUGGAUGCUCCAGUGACCGGACCGAGCGACACGGACAGGCAGACAAACAAGAAGUGGUGGUGUGUAAAGUGUUCCAACCGUUAGCGAAGGAAUUGUAGAUUAGUUUAAUGUUAUAGCAUAAUGCGGGAAACAAUAAAUCUAUACAAGAUAAAAAAAAAAAACAAA